This is a messenger RNA of Panicum virgatum (switchgrass), 393 nucleotides long. Its product is annotated as ethylene-responsive transcription factor ERF096-like. NCBI's taxonomy places the organism in Eukaryota, Viridiplantae, Streptophyta, Magnoliopsida, Poales, Poaceae. Gene Ontology annotation, biological process: ethylene-activated signaling pathway; regulation of DNA-templated transcription. Gene Ontology annotation, molecular function: DNA-binding transcription factor activity; DNA binding. The transcript has a single exon. The record is from RefSeq and is a predicted model, not a curated record. The coding region runs from base 1 to 393 and encodes 130 amino acids.
AUGGAGGACGGCAGCAAGGACGCCGGCGGCACAAAAUACCGCGGCAUCCGGAAGCGCCCCUGGGGCAAGUUCGCGGCGGAGAUCCGCGACCCGGAGCGCGGCGGGGCCCGGGUCUGGCUCGGCACGUUCGACACGGCCGAGGAGGCCGCGCGGGCGUACGACCGGGCGGCGUUCGCCCAGCGCGGCGCCGCCGCGGUGCUCAACUUCCCCGGCGAGGCCGUCGCGGGCGGGGCGAUGAGCAGGGGCGGCGCCGGCGGGUCGUCGUCGUCGCCGCCGCCGUCUACCACCCCCGCCGGCGCCUCGUCGAGGGGGAGGGGGAGGGCCCGCGGGGACGCGGAGAAGAUCGAGCUCGAGUGCCUGGACGACAGGAUCCUCGACGAAGUACGGUCGUAA